Cercospora beticola is the source of this 2862-nucleotide messenger RNA. RefSeq names its product beta-glucosidase. NCBI's taxonomy places the organism in Eukaryota, Fungi, Ascomycota, Dothideomycetes, Mycosphaerellales, Mycosphaerellaceae. Gene Ontology annotation, biological process: glucan catabolic process. Gene Ontology annotation, molecular function: beta-glucosidase activity. The record is from RefSeq and is a predicted model, not a curated record.
GCGGCCGUGUGAGAGUACUUAACGAUGGCCUCUCGUCGUCUCUGCCAUUCGAAAGCUGUGAGCUUCAAUUGUGCUACUGGAAGUCUAGCAUAAUCGAUCAUCAUGGUUCGUUCAGAGAAGCUGCGCGCAGCAGCUGCCUUCCUGGCAUCUCUUGCUCUGGUCAAUGGACAAAACGAGACCACCACCCCAGGUGUCCCAGCCUGGAACCACGAGGACUACACCACCAGUCCUCCAGUCUACCCAUCGCCAAACAUCACCGGCAUUGGCUGGGAGGAAGCUCUCGAGAAGGCCAAGGAGUGGGUUGCACAGUUGACUACUGAAGAGAAGUCAGCACUCGUUACUGGUACUGAGGGACCUUGCGUUGGAAACAUCGCACCCAUUCCUCGUCUUGGCUUCAAUGGCCUUUGCCUCCAAGAUGGUCCUCUCGCCAUACGUCAAGCAGUUUACGCAAAUGUCUAUCCCGCAGGUCUGACUGUUGGUGCUUCAUGGGACAAGAAACUUGCAUAUGAGAGAGCUGUACACAUAGCAGACGAGUACAGAGAGAAGGGAUCUCAGGUCAUUCUGGGACCUGUCGCUGGUCCUCUUGGACGAAGUGGUCUUGGAGGCAGAAACUGGGAAGGUUUCUCAGUCGAUCCAUACUUGACUGGUAUCUUCAUGUACGAGACCAUCAAGGGACACCAAGACCGAGGUGUUCAAGCUUGCGCAAAGCACUUGGUGGGUAACGAGCAAGAGACUCAGCGUAACCCAACCACGAACGACAACAACAUCACCAUCGAAGCUAUCUCCUCCAACAUCGACGAUCGCACGAUGCACGAACUCUAUCUCUGGCCCUUCCAAGAUGCCGUCCAUGCUGGUGUGGCAUCUUUCAUGUGCUCAUACAACCGUCUCAACGCAUCUUACGCCUGCCAGAACAGCAAGCUUCUAAAUGGCAUCCUGAAGGAAGAGCUUGGUUUCCCGGGCUGGGUUGUCUCCGACUGGAUGGCAACACAUGCUGGAUACCACGCUGCAGAUGCAGGUCUCGACAUGAACAUGCCCGGCGGUAUUGAGUUCCAGGUUUCUCAGCCAUCCUUCUGGGGUGCCAACCUCACCACUUCGGUCAACAACGGCAGCUUGGCUGCCAGUCGUUUGGACGACAUGGCACACCGCAUCAUGGCACCAUAUUUCUACUUGGGUCAGGACCAGGACUACCCACUUAUCGAUCCAUCUACUCCAUCUACUCAACGCACCUGGAACACUAGCCAGUACCGCUACAACUGGACCUACGGUGAUGAGGUGGUUGAUCUUCGUAAUGCCGAGAGAGUCAAGCACAUUCGCGAGCUUGGCUCCGCUGGUUCCGUCCUCCUCAAGAACGUUAACAACACUCUGCCACUCAAGAACCCACAAAACAUUGGUGUUUUCGGUAACGAUGCCGGUGACAUUGAUGAUGGAUUGUACUUCGCUCAACUCACCCAAGAGAUCGGCUACGAGUUUGGUGUACUUCCUACUGCGGGAGGGUCUGGUACUGGUCGACACACCUACGUGGUGACCCCACUCGAGGCCAUCAAGGCCAAGGCUGGCGAGGGUGCUCUUGUCCAGUACAUUCUCAACAACACCAUCAUCGCCGCCGAAGGUGGCUUCGUUCGCGUCCUUCCAUCGCCUCCAGAUGUCUGCCUCGUCUUCCUCAAGACCUGGGCAUCUGAGGCUUACGACCGUACCAGCCUGCUCCCUGACUUCAACGGUACUGGUGUUGUUGAGGCUGUUGCCAAGGAGUGUGCUAACACCGUCGUGAUCACUCACUCCGCUGGUCUGAACGUCCUGCCAUUCGCUGACCACCCUAACGUCACUGCCAUCGUCGCAGCUCACCUUGGUGGACAGGAAGUUGGAAACUCCAUCGUCGACCUCCUCUGGGGUGAGAUCAACCCAAGCGGCAAGCUCCCAUACACCAUCGCCAAGGGCGUGAACGACUACGACUUCGUCCCAAUCAUCAACUCCACCGAGCUCCUCGAGACCGACGACCCCAACGCCUGGCAAGACGACUUCGAAGAGGGUCUUCUCACCGACUACCACCACUUCGACUACUACAACCUCAGCGUCCAAUACGAAUUCGGUUUCGGUCUCUCCUACACCACUUUCGAACUCGAGGGCGCAGAAAUCACCCCUCUCACCGAAGGCCCAAUUGCUGCCCUCCCAGAAGACCUCCCAGUCGCCGUCGGUGGUAACCCAGCCCUCUGGGAGAAACUCUACUCCGUCAAGACCACCGUCACCAACACCGGCGAUAUCGCCGGUGCCACUGUUCCUCAACUCUACCUCGCUCUUCCACAAAUCGCCAACUCGGCGAUCACUCCUCCACGCGUCCUGCGUGGUUUCGAGAAGGUUCACCUCGAGCCUGGUGAGAGCCAGGAAGUUACUUUCGAGCUCAACCGCCGCGACAUCUCCCACUGGGAUAUCUACUCGCAGCAGUGGAAGAUCUCGGAAGGAGCGAAGAUUGGUGUUGAGGUUGGGCUCUCGAGCAGGGAUAUUAUUGCUACGGGCGAGUUUACGCCUAUUGAGAAGGCUGCGUACAGGCCUCGCAGGGUUUAAGAUCUUUGAUUUCAUGACAUUGAGAUGAGAAAACGUGGCUCGACUUGGGGAUUUGCGCAGCUUCGUCGGGAUUUGCUGCCAGCUCACUUGCAUACAGUGAGUUGAGUGUGGCGUCGUUGCAUCGCUGCUGUUGAGUGAGGAGCGAGAAUGCCCCCGAGCCAAGGAACGGUCGGGAGGCAAGUCCUUCCGCUCACUCAGCGACAGCAGCCAACGCAACGAACGAACCGAACCCUAAAUGAUGAAAGCAUCUCAGAAAAGAGACAUAGAAUUUAACGAAUGAAUGUAAUGUGAUCUUGACGACUA